This is a messenger RNA of Nicotiana attenuata, 1170 nucleotides long. RefSeq lists its product as uncharacterized. Bases 1 to 1170 code for a protein of 389 amino acids. NCBI's taxonomy places the organism in Eukaryota, Viridiplantae, Streptophyta, Magnoliopsida, Solanales, Solanaceae. The record is from RefSeq and is a predicted model, not a curated record. The transcript has 2 exons.
AUGGAGUCCAUAAGGAUCCUAAAUAAUGCUUUUUACAGGUUCUCACAAGCUUCUGGUUUGCAGGCAAAUGCAAGUAAAAGUGCUAUCUAUAUGGCUGGGAUAGAUCAAAAGACUAGAGAGGAAAUCCUACAAACAUUGGGAUUCAGUGAAGGCAAAUUACCUUUCAAAUACUUGGGCAUCCCAUUAGACUUAAAAAAGUUAACUAUUGCUCAAUACUUGCCACUGGUGGAAAAGAUAACAACAAAAAAUACUUGCUGGUCAGCAAAGUUUCUCUCCUAUGCAGGAAGGUGUCAACUUAUAAAGGCAGUUAUCUUUGGAAUACAGACAUACUGGGCACAUGUAUUCAUCAUCCCAAAGAAGGUUCUGAAAUUGAUAGAAGCCAUAUGCAGAACAUUCCUAUGGACAGGUAAUGCAACUAUCUCAAAGAAGGCAUUAGUAGCUUGGGAAAAUGUAUGUAAACCAGUGGCAGCUGGGGGACUCAAUUUAAUAGACAUAAAGUCAUGGAACAAAGCAACUAUUACUAAGCACUUAUGGGAUCUAACUAGAAAGAAGGAUUGUUUGUGGAUUCGUUGGGUUCACAGCUACUAUAUAAAGAAGAGAGACCCGGACACAAUGCCUAUCCCUAAGGCAGCAGUCUGGAGGUACCUGAAGAUGAUACCAGACUGUUGCAAAGUGGAAUGGAAGGGCUUAAUGUUGCACACAAGUAUACAUCCAAGAUACAGAUUCAUCUUGUGGCUUGCAGUACAAAAGAGGCUGGCAACAGUUGAUAGAUUGCUGAAAAUUGGUAUCCAAGUACCAGCAGACUGUAUUUUUUGUAAGAAUGGAUCAGAAACCUUCAACCAUUUAUUUUUCAAGUGUCCAAUUACAAACAGGUUGUGGGCUAAACUAUGCCAUUGGCUGGGACAUAAAAGGAGCAUAGGUGACUGGGAAUGUGAGCUGGAAUGGAUAAACAAGAAAGCAAAGAGCAGAGCAGGUAUCAAUAGCAUAACAUGCUGUGUGUUUGCCAUGACAGUUGCAAUGAUAUGGAGAGAAAGGAACAAAGGUAGAUUUGAGGAUGGCAAGUAUGAUGAAUAUCAAAUCUGCAAAGAAAUAAUCCUGCAUAUUCAUGUUCGAGAGCAGAAUAACAAGAAAUGGAGAGGACUGAUGCAGCAAUUGGACCGGAUUCCAUGA